This is a messenger RNA of Quercus lobata, 997 nucleotides long. RefSeq names its product mitochondrial import inner membrane translocase subunit TIM22-4-like. Lineage: Eukaryota; Viridiplantae; Streptophyta; Magnoliopsida; Fagales; Fagaceae. Gene Ontology annotation, molecular function: transmembrane protein transporter activity. The record is from RefSeq and is a predicted model, not a curated record. The transcript has 4 exons. Bases 173 to 688 code for a protein of 171 amino acids. Gene Ontology annotation, biological process: protein insertion into mitochondrial inner membrane. Gene Ontology annotation, cellular component: TIM22 mitochondrial import inner membrane insertion complex.
UCCAAAAACCUCGUCACAACACUCGUUUAUUUUCUUUUCCAACUCUUCUUUCUAAAUGAGCUUCAUAAAGACCAUCGUAGAGCUACUAAACACUCUUCCAUACUUCACUGGCGGCGAGGCCACAAACCCUCCCUGAUUCUUCUUCAUCUUUUGCUUCUCAUACUCAUACACUAUGGCUUCUAAUACGGGAACUGAAUCUACAAACGGUUCCUCCAGCUCUAAAGAAGCAGAGAAGCCUCCUCCGAUUGAGCCUAUAAGACUGCCCACCGCCGAGGAAAUACGCGGCCAAGACAUUUGGAACAACUGCGCUGUCCGCAGCGUCGUUAGUGGGGUCAUGGGAGGUGGGCUUGGAUUAUUCAUGGGUAUGUUUCUAGGAGCACUGGACAACCCUAUAAUGCAAGAGGAAAUGACUGGUAGGCAGCAGUUUAUUUAUACAGCAAAGCAGAUGGGGCGGCGGAGCUUGAGUUCCGCCAAAGCAUUUGCAAUUAUGGGCUUGGUGUUUUCAGCAGCUGAAUGUGUUGUUGAGAAGGCACGGGCAAAACAUGACAUGACAAAUACUGUUGUUGCUGGGUGUGUAACAGGAGGCACACUAUCAGCAAAAGGUGGUCCAAAAGCAGCUUGUGCUGGUUGCGCUGGCUUUGCAGCAUUUUCAGUCCUCAUAGAGAAGUUUCUGGAUAGACACGAUUGAUUUAGUGCAUUGCUAUUGUGAUCCAAUUUUGCAAGCAUUAAUUAUUACAAGAGAAGUGAUAGCUUAUCUUCAAAUUUAUGAUACCUUAUUUUCAUCAUAGAUAUAACCCCCUUAAUUAAAGGGAUGCAUUAGAGGGAAUUCAUGAUUUUUGAUUUAGUACGAAUACUGUAUUUCUUUCAUGAUAGUUUCCUUUGCGGAAGUAUUCUUCAAACUGAGGAAGUUCAGUAGAUUAAGUAGAUACUAUUAUACAUGUGUUUGGCAUUCAAAGAAAACAGUGAAAGGGAGUUUCCCAUAAGGUUAUUCUAUUUA